AUGGCCAUAAUUUAUGAUCCAAAGAAAACAGAACACUUCUUUGCAUUUGAUGGAGCUAAGGAAAGACUUCAUUUGUUCAAAGCUAAUUUAUUGGAAGAAGGAUCUUUUGAUUCUGCAGUUGCUGGAUGUGAAGGUGUUUUUCAUACAGCAUCUCCACUACUUCUUUCAGCCACUGAUCUACAGGCAGAAUUAAUUGAUCCAGUAGUGAAGGGAACAAUUAAUGUUCUUAGAUCAUGUGCAAAAGUUCCUUCUGUCAAGAGAGUGAUUUUAACAUCCUCCAUGGUUGCAGUCACAUAUAAUGGAAAACCUCUGACCUUUGAUGUGGUAGUUGAUGAGACCUGGUUUUCAGAUGCACUGUUUUGUGAGAAAUUGAAGAGUUGGUAUAUGGUUUCAAAAACUUUAGCUGAGGAAGCUGCUUGGAGAUUUGCAAAAGAGAACGAAAUUGAUUUGGUUUCAAUAAAUCCAGGGUUUGUGAUUGGUCCUUUUCUACAACCAACUCUUAAUUUUACCACAGAGGAGAUUCUGAAACUUAUAAAUGGUACUCUUUACUCUUGAGCAAC
Molecule: messenger RNA, 560 nt
Organism: Corylus avellana
Lineage: Eukaryota; Viridiplantae; Streptophyta; Magnoliopsida; Fagales; Betulaceae
Source: RefSeq, a predicted model, not a curated record